This is a messenger RNA of Trichoderma gamsii, 360 nucleotides long. RefSeq lists its product as hypothetical. The transcript is spliced from 2 exons. Bases 1 to 360 code for a protein of 119 amino acids. Lineage: Eukaryota; Fungi; Ascomycota; Sordariomycetes; Hypocreales; Hypocreaceae. The record is from RefSeq and is a predicted model, not a curated record.
AUGAGCUGCAAAACUCCAAGACGAGGGUUCGACACCGGUGAAGGCAGUAGGCUGGCGGCUAGAGGGCGAGAGGCCAGAGACGAAGGUGGCAUUGCAACGGCCUGGUUAGACUCGUCCAAGAGGCGUAAUGGUCUCGUGCUUGCCACCACUCUAGUAGCCGAAGAUGAAUGUGUUCCCGGCGCUGGUCGUGCUGUUGCUGUUGCUGUUGCUGUUGCUGUUGCUGUUGCUGUUGCUGUUGCUGUUGCUGUGCUGUGCUGUGCUGUGCUGUGCUAUGAUGCCGCCGCUGUUAUGCCGGCUCAAUCCUCACUGCCCGGGGGCUCGCUCCUCGUCAAACGCAGGGAUACGGGUAGCGCGGAUUAA